Molecule: messenger RNA, 2395 nt
Organism: Prorocentrum cordatum
Lineage: Eukaryota; Dinophyceae; Prorocentrales; Prorocentraceae
Source: the annotation of a GenBank genome assembly
AUGGCACCCGGCGCGACGGCCGGCCGGCGGGGGCGGGGGCGCGGCCUCGCCGCGGCGCUGGCGCUCGCCGCCGCCUGCCGGCUGCUGGAGGGCCCGCUGGCCUUCCUGGCGGCGGGGGGCGGCGCGCGGCGCGAGCGGGCGCGGGGCGCGCUGGCGGCGGGGCCCCGCGGGCCCAGCGGCCGCCCCUGGCGCACGGCCCUCGGCGCCCGCCCGGACAUGGCCCUGGAGGUCGGGUGCAAGGUGAAGGCGAUGUCCCCCGACGACGAGCGGUGGUACCCCGGCAGGGUGACGGGGGAGGCCGCGGGCGGCUGGGUGGUGGCGUGGGACGACCCGGACGGCGGCCCGGAGACCAACACCCUCGCCGAGGAGUACAUCAAGAAGGUCAUCAUCUUCAAGGGCUACCAGGUCGGCGACGACUGCAGGGCCAUCUCCCCCGACGACGGCCGCUUUUACCCCGGCACGGUGGCGGAGCUGCUGGGGGAGGAGAAGUUCCGCGUGAAGUGGGACGACCCCGACGGAGGCGCCGAGACCGCGGAAGUCCACGCCGAGAGCAUGAGGAAGGUCGUCGUCAAGCGGGACUACAAGGAGGGAGACGCGGUUCUCGGCAGGUUCCCGGAGGACGGCAUGAUGUACCCAGGCACAGUGCUGAAGAAGAACGAGGACGGCACGUUCGCGGUCAAGUGGGAGGACCCCGACGGCGGCCCAGAGCAGUCCGACGUGAGCCCGAAGGACAUGAGGAUCCCUCCCAUCCCGUUCGAUUCGCUUGAGGUAGGCCAGGAGUUCCAGGGAACCGUGCGCUCCGUGCGGGACUUCGGCGCCUUCGUGGACAUCGGGGCCGAGGUCGACGGGCUGCUGCACAUCGGCUCCAUCUCCACGGACAAGAUUGAGGACAUUUACUCGGUGCUCGAGGAUGACCAGGAGGUCAAGGUCUGGAUCAGCGGCCUGCGCGACGACGGGAAAUUCGGCCUGACCAUGAUCGAGGGCCGGACGGACAGCGCGGGGGGCCGGCGCCGCGUCGAGAGCGACUUCACCCCUUUCUCCGGCGCGUCCCCGGACGAGUGGUUCGAGGGCGAGGUCACCAACACGGCGUCCUUCGGUGCGUUCAUUGUGGUGACGGCGGAGGAUGGGACCCAGGCAUUGGGCCUGUGCCACGUGUCCCAGAUAGCCGACGCGUUCGUGGAUAACAUCAACGACCACGUCUCGGUGGGCCAGAAGGUGAAGGUGCGCGUGAUCAGCGUGGACAUGGACGCGAACAAGAUGAGCCUGAGCAUGAAGGAGAGCGGCGGCGGUGCCCCGGUCUCGCGGGAGCCCGCUGACCUGAGCGCCUUCGAGUCGGUCAGCCCAGACGAGUGGCUCACAGGCAAGGUGGCCAGGUGCGCCUCCUUUGGGGCCUUCGUGGAGGUGACGGCGCCAGACGGCGCCACGGCGGACGGCCUGGUGCACAUCACGCAGAUCAAGGACGGCUUCGUGGAGAACGUGGCGGAUGAGCUCGAGCCCGGCCAGGAGGUGAAGGUGCGCGUGGUCAGCGUCGACGUCGGCGCGGGCAAGAUGACCCUGUCGAUGAUCGAGGAGGGGGCGGGCUUCGGCGGCGGCGGUUUCAGGGUGCCCCCUGACCUGAGCGCCUUCGAGUCGGUCAGCUCAGACGAGUGGCUCACAGGCAAGGUGGCAAGGUGCGCCUCCUUUGGGGCCUUCGUGGAGGUGACGGCGCCAGACGGCGCCACGGCGGACGGCCUGGUGCACAUCACGCAGAUCAAGGACGGCUUCGUGGAGAACGUGGCGGAUGAGCUCGAGCCCGGCCAGGAGGUGAAGGUGCGCGUGGUCAGCGUCGACGUCGGCGCGGGCAAGAUGACCCUGUCGAUGAUCGAGGAGGGGGCGGGCUUCGGCGGCGGCGGUGGCGGGGCGCCCGCUGACCUGAGCGCCUUCGAGUCGGUCAGCCCAGACGAGUGGCUCACAGGCAAGGUGGCCAGGUGCGCCUCCUUUGGGGCCUUCGUGGAGGUGACGGCGCCAGACGGCGCCACGGCGGACGGCCUGGUGCACAUCACGCAGAUCAAGGACGGCUUCGUGGAGAACGUGGAGGACGAGCUCGAGGUCGGUCAGGAGGUGCAGGUCCGCGUGAUCAGCGUCGACGUCGGCGCGGGCAAGAUGAGCCUCUCGAUGAAGCCGGAGGGCCUCGACGAGGAGUGAGGCAGUGCCGGUCAGGACUCGUCCUGCUGCUGGAAGAAAAGGGCCAUACGCAGCUCUGACGCCGUUUUUCCCUCCUCGGCUUUCCUGUGGCCGCCCCGGGGAGUGCGUCGUUGCAGCGCGGCGGGGGGCACGGCGCGCCUUGGCCCCCAGGGCCUCCAUGAGUCCGCGCUCGUAGCCAGACCUGUGGCGGGAGGAGGGUGAAGAGGAGGAG